CUCCUCAUGGCAGGGGCGACUGAAAGAAAUUGAAGGGAGGACAAGAAGAAAAGACAUAAAGUGAGAUAUAUCGACAACUACGCUUUACAGGCACAAGACUGUUUUCGCUUUGAGAGGCGGUGUCUAGGACAGUAUGGCAGAUGCUUCGGUUUCGCAAACUCCUGGACCUCCUGCAGAGAGGGAAGAAAUAGUUCGCAAUGAAAAUCGAACCUCGAAUAAUGCGCAGUCAUCAGAACAACACCAAACUGUAGCAAAGCCCGUCAAGACUGAGCAAGGACCACAGGACGAAUUCACCAAGUCCACAUUUACAUCAGCACAGAAGCUGCUUAGAGAGCAGAGGUCGCUUCUGGCAAAGUUUCGCCAAGAAAAUCAAGAAUUAAGGGACAAGAUUACUGAACUAUCUACCGCCGGUUUUGAUGAAGAUCAGAACUCCAUAGGAUCACUCGCUCUUGUGGCAAAGCUUGCUGAAGAAGCAGAGACAUUCUCUGCUAAAAUAGAAGUAGAGAAACGAAAGAUUGGAGAGCACGACAAGAAACUCAAAGACUGCUAUGAGCUGAUCGAAGAAAAGCGAGAUUUUCUCGCGAGAACAGAGACGGAUACGCACAUGCGCAAGCAGGUUCAAAGACUUAAUGACAACUUGGAGCUUGUCUCACGAAAAUACGCUUCUGAGAUCACUGAGAACAAGAAAGCCAGAUCUAACAUCAACGAAUUGCGAAGAGAGAGGAAAAGAUUCAAACAAAUCAUGUCGCGCACCAAAGCUCGGCUGGCGAUAGUGGAGAAGCAGAUACAGGAGAUCAUCGGUGAAUCUCAAGCAUUUCUGGUGGAAAGAGCUGAAUAUGCUUCAAAAAUUGAAGAACUUCAGCAUAAUGCAGACACGGGGCACAGAGAGUUUCUCUCGCAAUGCAGAGAGCUGAAGCAAGUGAUACGAGCCUUUGACCUCAUCGAGGACAAUCUGAACAAAGGGGAACCAUCUCCUCCGUAUCAACUUGGAAGCAUGACCGCAGAACAGGAAGAGGACUUGAGACGCAAAGUCGUCAAGGGAAAAUGGCAACUGGCAAAAGAAAAAGCGAUGACCGAUCUGCUCAAGGAGCAAGCUCAAAGUUUUGAGGAAGCCUUCGAAAAGCUGCAGUCUGCAACGGGAUACGCCAAGAUAGAGGACUUUGUCACGCAAUUUAUUCAAUACGAAGAGCUUAAUUUUCAUCGUUUUCAGUAUCUGCACAGUUUGAACAUGGACAUUGAGAAACUGGAGGACGAAAUCGAAGGACUGAACCUUGAAGCUACUCAAACUGAAAUGCAGUUUCAAGGAAAAAAUGAUCAUUGGAAACAGUUGAGGGAUGACGCGAUCGCAAAAGUUGAAAAGCUGGAGGAGCAAGAAAGGGAGAUCGAAGAAAAGAUAGACAGAAGUCAGACACUGCUUGAGCAACUGAUGCUGGCAUCACGCAGCAUCUGCAGACGGGUCAACAUAUCGGAUAAAGAGCUUCAUGAAAAUGGAAUUGAGGACAAUGCAGACCCGAUCACAGUCAUGAUCAGUCUUCUCGGGAAAGUUGAAAGCAGGGCAGUCCAGCUUCUCAAGUUCACUCCUCACCUGCACACCCACAAGGACUCUGCACAUCGGCACCAUUUUCUGUCAGAGAGUACAGACAACAAUGAGCAUGAUGAGAAAGAGACUGCUGCUGGGACCAUGGAUGGAGCUCCAGUUCAUCUUCGACCUCGAGCCCCGAGUGUGAGAGAGAAUGAUGCGUUUGACGACGAGGAUGAGCCGAUCAACUCGCAAACCCUCAGACAGAAGCUCACUGGCAUGGAGGAUGAACUGCUACGCGCUGCACUUGAGAAUGCCGAUGAGUACAGAGCAGACGCUCCCAAGGACGUGCUGAAGAUGCGAAAUAUGAAGGGCGCUGGUCCUCGUGGAGGCAACCUUGCCAACAGUCCUGGAUCGUUCAAGCGGCUCACUUCACAUCCUCCUAUGCCGGCGCUGAACGUCAGCAACAUCACCGCAACUGGAAGUGCCGGAACUCUUUCAUUGAGCUCUACGCAUACGUCGCCAUUGUCCAAGAGGUGAUAUCAUUCAAGAUCAGAAACUGGAGGAGCUACAGUCACGACCAAUCGGAUGUGGACUGUGACCAUAUCAACGGAGGAAGUGGAUUAUGAGCCGUCUGAUUGACCAUGCGCCACUUACUGUCCUGUUUAAAACUUUACACCU
Molecule: messenger RNA, 2200 nt
Organism: Guillardia theta CCMP2712
Lineage: Eukaryota; Cryptophyceae; Pyrenomonadales; Geminigeraceae
Exons: 3
Coding region: 134-2059 (641 amino acids)
Source: RefSeq, a predicted model, not a curated record